GGGAGGUGGGUGAGUGGGGCGACUGCUCUGUAUCUUGCGGGGUUGGCAUGAGGUUCCGUCAGGCAUACUGCGUCCGGGAGAACACGGCGGGGCUAAUCGAGAUCCUCCCCCAUGUGACCUGCGCGGAUAGGUUGGAACCUUUGCUGGAGGAACACUGUGAAGCACCGGCUUGUCUUGAAGAUGGUAGAGUCACUUGCAAUAAGACCAUCUUUGCAUCAGAGGGUUCGUUCACAUCUCCUAAUCAUCCCGGGAACUACCCGACCGAUAUUGACUGCAUCACCAGAAUUAAAGUUAAUCCGGGUUACUGGAUUGAUCUGACCUUUCAAAGCUUCGAGUUAGAACCAGCUCCUGGCUGCAUAUACGACUAUGUAGAGGUAUUUCAGGAUCGCGAAGACGGAACAAGGACAUCAAUUGCAAGACUUUGUGGAACUCGAAAAUUUCGUUCCUCAGUAGUAGUUAAAGGUAACUCUGCUAGUGUCUUGUUCCAUAGUGACGUCAUUGUUACCAGACGGGGUUUUGUUGCCAAUUUUAGUGAACUUGAUCCCUAAAAGAACUAAGUAGGACAAAUUAUGAAGGCGUCAUCAA
Molecule: messenger RNA, 585 nt
Organism: Strongylocentrotus purpuratus (purple sea urchin)
Lineage: Eukaryota; Metazoa; Echinodermata; Echinoidea; Camarodonta; Strongylocentrotidae
Product: bone morphogenetic protein 1-like
Exons: 3
Coding region: 48-548 (166 amino acids)
Source: RefSeq, a predicted model, not a curated record